GACGCUUGCUGGCGUACUCGCUUAAGCAGCUCGGCCGGUUUUGUGAAUUUGCCGGGCGAGCUGUGACGUCACGAUACUAGUUUGACGCGCGUGCGUGACGAUCUGCGCCAGGACGUUUACCGCCCCCGACCUUAGUUUCAGUGCAAUAGCGUGCUCGUUUGUGUUCCUUCCCAUUUCAGUGAUUUAGAGGCAAUGGCGAUUUCAGUUUAUUUCAUUUGGCAGUUUACUUUUAACAGCAGUUCCAUUCGUGGAACAACGAUUUGUUUUGAGUUUUACACGACUUGGUUUGCUUCGUUUUAUUAUCAUAUCAUAUCAUACGUUUUAUAGUAUAUGGCUGGAAAAUAAAAGAAAGAUUCAUUGAAGGUAUAAACAUCGGGCCACCAGUACCUACAAAUAUUUCAACGUUCAAUUAAUUUUAAUGUAAGUUUCCUAUAUCGGCAUGCAGCGAGCGAGCUUUUUAAGAAGGUAGUGUUGCUUGUUUAUCUGUGUGCGAGCGUAGGUACACUUCGACGUUCCAACUUCGCGGCGGAGCCUUUUUGUGUUUUUAUUUUUCCUCCUGCCGCGAGACAACAACCUUUAUACAGUAUAACUAUAUAUAUAUGUAUAUGAACAAACGUAUGGGUAUGGGGGAACAGCGGGGCUACAUGCAACGUAAUUAUUUAUAAAUCGUGAAAUUGUUAAUUAACAAUAAAAAGAAUGUAUAUUCGUUAUAUUAGCUUAAUGUUUAUUUUGAGUUUAGGUCGGUUUGAAAAAUAACAAUGGUUUUGCUAUUUAAACUUCAAUUAUAACAUAAAUAUCUAGUUAGACACAUUUCUUAUGCUGGGAUGGAGAUUUUAAUGUAACCCGUUUUAUACAUAAAAAAUAUGAAGCAAUCAAUUUUCUUGUUCAAAUUAUAUCGAAUUUCAACAUUGGCCAGAUAUGAUAAUUAUGCGAUUCAUAAACAUAUAUCCAUCCUUGUUUAGCUUAUAUACUACUACUUAAGUUUAUAGGAACAAAAGCUAAUGUUUUGUCUCUUUUUCACCCUUGAAUGCCUUCGCAGUCUCCGUAAUAUAGGUUUAGCAUGAAAGCUUCUGUUGCCUGAUCAGAAAGUUCGUUCAAAUUCGUUAGAUUGAAGUAUAUUGAGCUUUUGUUUUUUGUACAUGUUUUUAUGAAUAUUCAUUAUUCCAUUGAUUGUUGUUUGAAGACUUUUUAUACUACAUAGUAUACAAUAAAUUCAGCGGAUGAGUUGUCAGUACAAUACAAAUGAAUUAUUAUCAUUUUGGUGACUAAAAUUUGCUUGAUAUUAUUGUUACAUAAAGGGUAUAACAAGUUCGACAACCACGUGGAUGUGUUAUAGUCUUUCCAGUUUGUACCGUAUGGUGGUGCUUCUGAGCGCCAGACGUGGUUCCUGAACGAGUUCGGGCCGGUCAGGUGCCACUUAAUACUUGUUCUGCUCUAACUGGACUCGAAUCAGCUGUUACCUGCUUUAUUUGUUCUUUGUUUUAGUAUUUUAUAAACAAAACAAACCACUUUUUAUACAUAUUGGGCACAAACGAGCAUGGUAUUGCAUUACGAAAUAUUUUAUGAUGGUAAAUUUGUUUUAUCUGUUUUAUUAUUGACGGGGAUAUUUUUUCAGAAUUCAGAAAGAAGUGUCAUUUAUCGACAGCGGGGCGCUCUUGAGUGGCGCCUCCGCCUGCACAAAGACGUCCCAAUCAACGAGUAACGCGGCGAGAUGUCCGCGUCGCCGCAACCGGCGGGCGCGUGCGACGAGCGAGCCCGCACACCCAGAGCGUCGCCCUCUUCAACUCCCCGGUCCCCAGCUCCAGCUCAUGCCGUGCUUGCCACUAUGACACCUGUGCAGCCAGCACACGACUACUAUCCUCACAAAGUAGAAAUGGACUCUGACGACGGCUACCCGCCUGAAGCUCACUCUUAUCGCCAUUCUCCCCAUGGGCUGGCUGCGUAUGCACCCGAUAACAAAGUACCAGUUCAGCCGGACGUAUAUGACCAGGGAAUGGAGUCUAUAGACGAAAAGACUCCUAUAGAUCUCAUUUAUGAAGACGAUAAAGAGACAGUUAUAUAUACUACUACGCCAGAUCAGAAAAGAGUAGAAAUGAUCAGUGGUCAACUUGAAGAUGGACAGUUGGUUAGCGGCAGUGGACAGUUGGUAGAUGGAGGAGUGUCAGUCGUCGUAGGAGCUCCCGGACAAGGCACAGUUUUGGUGCUAGCAGAUGAAUUGGGACAAGUCAUCACGAUACCUAGAAGGCGCAAAGAAAUGAUGGAAGUGAGUGGUGAUUCCUGGCGAGCCUACUACACCACGGGUCCAGAGCAUCCCCUGAGUGCCGCCACCUCUGCAGUGUUGGGGGUUGCAGAGGACCAGCAGCCGCAGUCGCUCGUCACAGAUUACUACAAACUCCCUCCUCUCGGACAAGAUACCCAUUUAACCCUUCAUAAGGAAGUAUGGCAGGCCGGCGGUACGCUGAAGGCAACCAAUGGAGCGCACGGGGCGGAGCUGGGCGAGCUGUCAGGUCUGCUCCACGCGGGCCUCGUGAAGCGCGAGCCCGAGGAUCUCAGCCGCAAGGUGGUCGACGAGCCCGAACACGCGCUUAAGCCGCCGCGACACAAGUCGUUCGAGUAUACAGUAAUAUGCCAGCAGCCAGUGGGAGACGAUGGUCGUGGGACUCCCUCAGCACACCACUCCCCUGCGCAAGCGCCGCGCACCCGGCCAUGGCACGAUUUUGGCAGACAGAAUGAUGCCGAUAAAAUACAAAUUGCUAAAGUGUUUUCACCGUACGGAUUCAAGUACCAUUUAGAAACGGCGAGUAGUAGUUCGCAACGGCGAGAAGAUGACCGAAUAACGUACAUCAAUAAGGGCCAGUUUUACGGCAUUACGCUUGAGUACAUCCACGAUCCUGAUAAACCACUCAAGAAUCAAACGGUUAAGAGUGUUGUAAUGCUUAUGUUCCGAGAAGAGAAAUCCCCUGAAGACGAGAUCAAGGCGUGGCAGUUUUGGCACGGACGACAACAUUCUGUCAAACAAAGGAUAUUAGAUGCCGACACAAAGAACAGCAUCGGUCUCGCGGGGUGCAUCGAAGAGGUCGCGCACAACGCGAUAGCUGUCUACUGGAACCCACUCGAAAGUGCUGCAAAGAUAAAUAUAGCGGUGCAGUGUUUAAGUACAGACUUCAGCAGUCAAAAGGGUGUAAAGGGAUUACCGCUACACAUCCAGAUUGACACGUUUGAGGAUCCUCGGGAUACGCAAGUCUAUCACAGAGGUUACUGUCAAAUAAAAGUCUUCUGUGAUAAGGGUGCAGAAAGAAAAACGCGUGACGAAGAGAGAAGAGCGGCGAAAAGAAAAAUGUCGGCAACAAACAGAAAGAAGCUUGACGAGAUCUAUCAUCCAGUUACGGAAAGGAGCGAGUUCUACUCUAUGGCUGAUUUAUCGAAACCUCCUGUACUAUUCAGCCCAGCGGAAGAUAUAGACAAAUUAGCUGGCAUGGACAUACAAGGAUUCUAUGGACACGACGAAGCAGCAUUAGCUGAAGCCCAUCUGAAGGGCGCGUCACCUUUCUUAUUGCAUACAGCGAAGCCACAAGCACCAGCGCUAAAAUUCCACAACCACUUCCCACCGGAUGCGCCUGCGUAUCGGUCCGAUGUUGGUGGCCUAUCACCUUACAGUGAUCGUAAGGAUUCAUUAGAAUUGGAAGGUGUUCUUGGCAAGAGGGCACGUACGUCAACACCACCGCUUAGUGAGCGCGUCAUGCUUUAUGUCCGUCAAGACACAGAUAAUGUCUACACGCCCCUGCACGUGGUCCCUCCCACCACCCAGGGUCUUCUUCACGCUAUUGAGAAUAAGUACAAAAUUUCAAGUUCGGCAAUUAAUAAUCUUUAUCGAAAGAACAAGAAAGGGAUUACGGCGAAAAUUGACGAUGAAAUGCUGGCGUACUAUUGUAACGAGGACUUGUUCCUACUGGAGGUGCGGCCCGCGGGCUCCACCGAAGACGAGCCUCUUUACGACAUUACUUUCGUGGAGUUGCCCACUGAACAUUAGCUACGAUUAUCACCCGACAAUACCAGAUAAUUAUGAGGUUUAUUUUUCACCUGGACUGUAAAGACAAUGUGAUACGCGAAUAGGUUUGCCACGUUUUCGGUUCUCGUUAAAGUCCCAUAAAUUAUUAUUGUUAGUUGUGGCGAACUCAAAAACGUACUUGUAACAUUCCAAGUUUUAAACUCACUAAUUAUAGAUAAGGUAUUCUCAAGAUGUCGUCGAUCUCAGAUUGAAAUUUACUUAUAAGUGGUUCAUCGCCAACACUCAUCUUAAUGAACAAAUGUCACAAAUAAUGGUUGAACGCCCUGUCUCGCUGUUGCGAGCUGCCUUGUAUAUAUCUCUUAGUGCCUUAACAAUCACACAGUAAUGGUGAUGGCUUGUGUAUCGAAAGUAAGUUUUAAAAUUUCCAGAGAGAAUUUAAUUAUGUUGUGAAAUUAUAGUGAAUCACUGCUGAAGAUUUAACGUGUGUGCCAUUCAUCUGUUAUCAUUCUAGAAUUAUGUAGUUAUCGUUUCAACAGGUACCUUUAUAUCUUGCCAUGAUGAUAAAGUAAGAAAUUCUUGUCACAAACAUUUUGUAGAUAGGUCAUCUACGCAUUAUUGUAUAAUGAAAAUAUCUUUGUCAUUAUUAUAUUUAAUGUUUAUCUUUAUGUUAAGUGAGUUAAGUCAAAUUAAAUGCCAUCCACUUUUUUAAGAUUUAUGAGAUAAGUUUGCUUUAUAAGCUCGCUCAAUUCAUGCACUUAGAUAAAGUAAUAUUAGGAUUAGUUUCAAUCACAAAUUAUUUCCGUAUCAUGGGCGCUGUGACUACUACUAUAAUAGUCAUUUACAUUUCAAAUUAAUAAAAUGAUCAUUUUAUUACAAGUAUUCAUUAUUGUCACAUAUCUAAUUACAUAGAGACGUGAUUUAUUCGACUCGCAAAAUACCUACAUGGGUUCUAAAUUAAAAAUUAAAAGGGUACUGAUUAAUAAAAUAGUAAAUGGAAUCAAUAAAACAAAUUAUAAUUUUAAAUGAGUCUUAGCGGCCAUUUUGCAUAAUUUACAAUGUUUAAUAUGUAGUAGUCAUUUAUAUGUAGUCACAAGUCGUCAAAGCAGAAUUAAUAAUUUCAUCAACGGGAGUGGUUUGUGUACUUUUGUGUACUUACUUAGAUAUGUUAUGCAUAAUAUAUUUUACCUUCGGGCCAUGACAAUAUCGAUCAAAUAUUUAAUAUUUUUGCAUGAAUCUCGUAUGAUAUAAUAAUGUAGAUUUACCCACAAUAAACCGAUGCUAAUGUCUCUAAUAAGAUGUCUUUUUGUCACAAAAUUUAUAUUAAGUGUUGUCCACCGAUUUAUUCGAAAUUCAGAACCAGGUUCUGUUUGAAUAUUCCAUUGGUCGCAGACAAAGUCGCCCAAGAUAUAAUAUUAAGUGGAGUGCCGAGAGCUGACGGUUCGACUAACUGCCAUAUUAUGACAUAGAAUAGUUAACGAUUUUAGUUUAGGGUAUGCGUAGUUAUACUGUCAAGUUUGCAGGUAUCGAAUUAUUAUUAAGUUUACAAUUUACAUAUUUCUGUGGAAAUUAUAUGAUUGUGAUUGCGCCGUGACUGCGCCUCAUUUAUUCUUCCAUAUCGUUAUCACUCGUUAUGUCUAACCACUAUGUUUAUAAAUUUUAAUCUCUCUAUGAAUUUAUAUAAUUUGUAUGCAUCGCAUUGCUCAAAGUCUGCAUUUACCUUUCACGCGGAGCGGACUCUAACAUUGUUAUAUACCUACUUACUUAUGAUGUAUUAUUUAUUUAUGUACUUAUAUUAUAAAUUUUGCAGCUUUAAUGUUUUUAACUUACAAUGAUUUUAGAUCGUGAUUCUGAAUCUCGUCAUAAGUCACAAAUGUCAGUAGCAAUAAAGUACGCAAAUCAGUUGUAUUGUAGUAGUUAGGUAAACGGGCGUGACCCGCGCAGCAGCCAUGCGUACGCGAUCUUGUGCAAUCAUGUUUAUUGGAGUUAUCUGUUAUUUGAUACGUGUAAGAAGGAAUUUAUGUAAUCAAAAUAUAUCAUAUCGAUGAAGUAAACAAGCUAUGUUAAACUCAACUGUAACUAAUAUGUACGCGCAGUUAACAGAUUGAGUGUAACAUAUUCUUCUGCUUUGUAACUAUCGAUCCGAUAAUAAUUUGAAAGCUUGCUUGAGCUUGAGCUGUUCGAUAUUUUUGUUACAUAUUUAUCGUGCAAUGUUCACAAACAUUUCUACUUAACUCCAGUUUUCUAAGGUGGAAUUUAAAGAAAGCUAGUGCAAAACAUACAGAAACAUUAUAAAACAUUCCACUUAGUAUUAACGAUGAACGAGAUACACUUUCUUUUCCUUUCCGGUGUUAGUGCGGUGUAAAUAGAAGCUUUAAAUUAUAAUAUGAAAUGUUUGUGAACAUCGUGAGAUAGAUAAAAAUAUAGGGUAUGGUCAAUUUGGAAGUUAUUUGAAAAUUGUAGAGAUAUUUCUGAGUCUUAUCUUGUUAUAGUCACCCUUUUGGGGCUUCGCAAAUAAAUGUCGUACUAUUCAGUGAUGAUGUCUGCGUCUGCAACUCUUACAUUGUUAAACAGACACUCGAACCUUCUUGAGGUAUUGUCAUCUCGAUGUGCAAAGUACUUAUGAAUGCGAGAUGCAGACAUUGUGACCGACUUCUAGUGGAUAACGAAUUCGCGGGCUUUGCGUGGGCACGCCCCAUCGUGGAGUCACACUAGUUAUACGUACCGAAAGUGGUAGCACAUUUUCGUUGAUUUUUAAUGUACUUAAUAUUAAAUAGAUGUUACGUUAUUCUUUUAUA
Pieris napi is the source of this 6804-nucleotide messenger RNA. It is a transcript of the gene grh, whose product is annotated as protein grainyhead. Gene Ontology annotation, biological process: regulation of transcription by RNA polymerase II. Gene Ontology annotation, cellular component: nucleus. The transcript has 13 exons. Bases 1712 to 4030 code for a protein of 772 amino acids. Gene Ontology annotation, molecular function: RNA polymerase II cis-regulatory region sequence-specific DNA binding; DNA-binding transcription activator activity, RNA polymerase II-specific. Lineage: Eukaryota; Metazoa; Arthropoda; Insecta; Lepidoptera; Pieridae. The record is from RefSeq and is a predicted model, not a curated record.